AACCUCACCGGCCCUCCGGGAUGGCCCGGCCGCUUCUGGGCACGUACCGGCUGCAACUUCGACCCCUCCGGCCAGGGCAACUGCCUCACCGGCGACUGCGGUGGCGUCCUGAAAUGCAUCGGAGGCGGCGCUCCUCCGGUGACCCUGGCCGAGUUCACUGUUGCCACGGCCGGCGAUUCCGCCAGCAAGGACUUCUACGACGUCAGCCUCGUCGACGGGUACAACGUUGAGAUGGGCAUCCGAGCGGUGGGCGGCUCGGGCGAUUGCCAGUAUGCAGGUUGCGUCUCGGACGUGAACGCGAUCUGCCCGAGCGAGCUCCGGGUCAUGGAACUGGCCACGGGCCAAGUGGCGGCCUGCAAGAGUGCUUGCGCGGCUUUUAACACGCCGGAGUUCUGCUGCACCGGCGACCACUCGACGCCGGAGACUUGCUCUCCGACACAGUACUCGGCCAUGUUCAAGAAUGCUUGCCCGAGCGCGUAUAGCUACGCCUAUGACGACGCUUCCAGCACUCGCACUUGUUCCGGAUCGGAUUAUUUGAUCACAUUUUGCCCAACCGGGUCAUAAACCGGGUUCGGUUCCAGUUCUCUUAGUUACACACUCUCAUGUGAAUUGUGUUGUGAGUUUAUAUAUGAUUUUGUUUGUCAAUGUUAAAGAAGAAUGAGAAAUCACAUCAUUUGGGUUACAA
Tarenaya hassleriana is the source of this 685-nucleotide messenger RNA. RefSeq names its product pathogenesis-related protein 5-like. Gene Ontology annotation, biological process: defense response. NCBI's taxonomy places the organism in Eukaryota, Viridiplantae, Streptophyta, Magnoliopsida, Brassicales, Cleomaceae. The record is from RefSeq and is a predicted model, not a curated record. The transcript has a single exon. Gene Ontology annotation, cellular component: extracellular region. The annotation marks the transcript as partial.